Molecule: messenger RNA, 5554 nt
Organism: Osmia lignaria (orchard mason bee)
Lineage: Eukaryota; Metazoa; Arthropoda; Insecta; Hymenoptera; Megachilidae
Biological process (GO): positive regulation of transcription by RNA polymerase II
Cellular component (GO): RNA polymerase II transcription regulator complex
Molecular function (GO): RNA polymerase II transcription regulatory region sequence-specific DNA binding; protein dimerization activity; DNA-binding transcription factor activity, RNA polymerase II-specific
Source: RefSeq, a predicted model, not a curated record
CCAUGCGGUGCGUAGCACGGAGGUCUGAUCAGGAACGGGAGCUGCGUUAAAAAGUGAGACCGAUGUCGGGUGCCGAGAAACUAUCGGCUACGGUGUCGAAGAAACCCCGGUAGCUCGAAGGAAUUCGGCUAGUUCGACCAGUUCAUUAGCGGUGUGAGUUCAAAUGUGAGAAUUUCGCGUCCCGUGGGAGUACAUUCCGGUGAAGCUGAUCGUUUCAUCGUCACGGUUGAUACUGUGACCUGUAGAUCCUGGAAAAUCGUGAUGUAAUCGAAGUCUCAGACUGGUUCGGUUGCUUUCUUUGUCUGCUGGGACGAGCACUGUGAACGGCGCGUGCUUAAAAUCCCCACCGUCUGUGCUCUCUACCCCUUUUUCACUGUGGUCGCUGCUAGCGUUUGUCCGUGUCACUUCGUGGCGUGGUAAAAUAACGAACGGAAGGGUUUCGCUGCAAGUUCUGGAAACUGACCGCCAUGCGGAAGGUGACACGGUGGCUUCAGCCGGAACGAUGCCACUCCGAUCGGUAGCGAAUGUCGGGUGUCCAGAGUUUUAAUGGAGCUACGUAGGUGAUACUCGUGACACUCGCUUCGAACGUACUCCAAACGUUGAAGUUUUAAGAAAUAUCGAACUGUACACACGAUCAGUGCCUUGUAAUAUUGAGGAAUCUGUGACCUUAGUCGAACGACGAAAGUUGCUUACCAGUGCCUUACACAAUAUCGAAUACAGAUGAAUCGAUAUGUAACAAGUGUUAAAACGUGAACGAUGGUUAUUCGUAUCGUUAUAGUUCGUUAAGGUCGUUUAGACUUCGCUGUUCGAAGUCGUUCAAGUGCUUUCCUUGUAAAUAGAAGCAUUCAACUGGUGCUAUACGAUUCCUUAUGAAAUAUUGUGAUAACACGACUCAGAGAUCUCGAUUCGGAACGUUGAAGAGGUGGAUGAAGAAUAGUCGAUUCGAUUUUUCUUGCUUCAAUUCUGUCCGAAAUCGACGACAGUCCGGAGAUAUCCCGACGAAUAAUUUCCAAGGAGUCGACGACCGUCGCGGAGAAGAAUAGACGGUGACCUCAUGCUUUACUUAAGCCGUUGUGACCGACAACGAGACAAUUGGAUCUUGGUUCGGGUCAUCAGCUUCGUCGUUUGGUAGAGAAAGAGCCCAUGGUCUAUCGAAACCUUCCGAGAGAUCGUAACAAUCAAAAACUUAUCAUUAAUAAAAAAAAAAAACAAUUCAUCAGUCAUUGAACACACGCUGUUGUACCUGCUAAACUGUAAGAAUCCCUAAAGUAUUUAAGCGACCCCAGUGAAGGUACAAAACUUCGUUACAAAUCUGUGCAUAAACCGUUCCAUUUAAGUUUACCAUCCAAGUGAUAUUACAAAAGAAUACAAGUAUCAUUGACAAUCAACUUUGAUGAUCACCAGCAAGAUAUUCCGACCCAGAUCUAAACGUCAAAUCGAACAGCCUGACCAUCUGUGUCGAUGAUCAUCCUUGUCAUCGAGGGGAGACCGCGUUUUAUUUAUAAGUCCACCAAUUAGAUUUGUCCUCGAAAGGCAUUAGAGUCGAUAAACAACUGGUCGACUUUGCUAUUCUCACGACACAAAUUAACUUUGGCGAUCGCUGCGAUAGAUCGCUCGUUUCAUAUCGCGAGUUAAAUAUUUCAUCUCGACGUAUAUCGGUAGUUUGUUAUUUUAUUGAAUGACAGAAUCUAGCCCGGCGCGAUCAACAUGACUACCAUGGGUGUCACUGUGUUCUGCAACAGGGUGCAGAUCAACAGCAACGAUCAGGAGCAACUGAUGUUGCUUAGGACGUUGCAGGACAACGAGAGCAACAUAAUCGGCAAUCAGCCUCACCUGAUAGUAGCGAAGAAUAAUAACAACAGUAACCCCAGCCCGUCGAUCGUUCUACCACCUUACGACCCAUCCAGACUGAAGAAACACGGGAAGAACGGUCAACCGCCGCCGGUCGCCGUUGCCCGUAGGAACGCCCGCGAGAGGAAUCGCGUUAAACAGGUGAACAAUGGUUUCGCGACUUUGAGACAGCAUAUUCCCAGUCACAUCGCUGCCGGUUACGGGGACCGUGGCAAGAAACUGUCGAAAGUGGAAACCCUGAGAAUGGCCGUGGAGUACAUUAGGGGACUUCAAAGGUUGCUCGCCGAAGCUGACGGGGUUGAAUACGAUUCGAAUGCCGGUGCCGCACAGUGUAUCCCUUCUCCCACCAGCAGCGUAGUUUCGUCGAGUCACAACGGAUCCGGCGAGCGACUUAUCCUUGAGGACGAUGUUCUUGCCGUCGAGGAGGAGGACGGCGAGCAAUUGGAGGAGGAGGAUGAUAAUGGGAAGCAGAAAGCUACGUCUAGAUUGUCACCUAAUCGAACAGCUGUUACGUCCCCGCGUGAUUAUUACGCAUCCUCGGUGGGCGACGAAGAGAACCUCGAACCGAGGACCGUACCGAACCCACAGAAUUUCUCGAGGCUAUCCCCGAACUCGGCGGCAUCGCCACCCUCGGAGUAUUACGGGCAAAACGAGGAGAACCUGGAACCUCAGAUCCUGUCCCCGUACAGUGGCGCCGGGGACAGUGAAGAGGGUGCAGCCACUGUUUACGCGGCGAGUCCGGAAACCUUUUCCGGGGCUCUUUAUUAUAAGCAGGAGAUCACCGAAUCCGGUGAAUUCAUGGACGUCGUCAGCUGGUGGGAACAGGAGCAGGGCAGGCUGGUUCAUCAGCAACACGCCCAACGCCUCACGCACGUCUAACAAAAGAGUCCACACAGAACCUUGAACGCAAAACUCACCGGAGUGAUCUCACAAAACAGGAACGAAUAGUUGCUUCCAAAUAAAAUUUCCAUCGAUUUCAAGUAACGAUAUCGUUCGUUAAAGCAGCAGGAUAUCGAAACCUGUACUUACGCACAAAGUACUUCGUUAUAUGUAGACAGCACUGCCUACAACGUCUUUCUUCUUCAACUUCGUCUACCAACUGAUGUACACAUGUCGAUCCAAGAAAUUAUUGACAAAAUAUUUUUAUUUCAAAAUUAUUUCUAAAGUAACUGCACUAAUCUAUCUGCUUAGCCCUUUUGCUGCGAAUUACGAAUCUGCAAACUACCUUACGAAUCUUGAGAAUUGUACUUAUAACUGAUACUAUUAAACGUAACCUGUUAUUCAGGAAAAUUGUAUUUAUAGAUCUGUCUAUUAAAAAGCAGAAUUAACGUCGAAUUAUAAUAGAAUAAGAUAAAUAAUUUACUGAUCAAAUUCUGAAGACUACUUUAUAAUUAACAAUAAGAAACAGCUAAUGUCGCAGCUAAAGGGUUAAAUUAUCUUGCACCAACUUCUCUUGUCAGUAAAUGCAUUAGGUUCCUCGUGUCUUUCACUUGAAUAACGAGUUAAUUCGUUUUCUCCAAUUAACAUACUAAGAUACUCGUUAUAUGAUACCUGUAAUUGAAUCGCGAGAAAAUUAUAAGUGUUAAAUGGAUUAAAUUAAAUUUAGAGUAACUAGAUUUGUAAAAAUAUUAUUGGAAGAUAUAAAGGAACUGGAACUUCAAAACUGUUAAAAAUAUAUCAACAGAAAAAUGCAUAAGUUUGCUUAUCUUUUAAAAUAAUUAUUAUAACAAACUCGUAACAAUUCUUCCUUGUGAUUCAAUGUCAGUAAACAUUUAAUACUUGUUAAGAUUUUGAUACCAAAAGUAACACACAGCUUAAUAAUUAUAAAAAGUAAAAGUAACAAAAAGAAAAAAUAGUAUUUCUUUUAAUAAAAUUUUAAGGUAUCUACGAACAAGAGAUUUUGUAAAUAUCUUAAAAUCAAAAAGAUAAUUAGUUUCGAAAAUAAACAUUACACAUUUGAAACAUAGUUUAAAGACAAGAGGCAGUGUCUUCUCGUUGACGUUUAACAAAUUUUUAAAAAUAAGCAAUAAAUUUAUACGUGGAAGUGAUACAAUCUCACUUAUCCAAAAUUAUAAAUUCUUUAUCUUCCUUGUAUUAACGUUAUUCGAAUAAAUAUCAAAAGGCAAUAUAAGAUAUUAAAAUGUAAAAUGAACAAAAUCAAAGUGUUUGUACAUAAGUACAUACGUAAGUGCCUUAAGUAACGUUAAGAUCAAUCUAAUUAAACUGAUAUAAACCUAUUUUUUCUACUUGAUAACUUUUUUGUAAUGAAUAUUUAAGGAACAUUUUUCGCUAUUUAUACGUACAAUGUCGUCCAUUAAACAAUUAGGAAAUAAUGCAAAAGCAAUACGCUUCGAGGAAUGUAAUUUCGCGUGCCAACGAGAAAGAAAAUGUUAUCCGUAUUAAUUGUAUUAUUAUUUAAUCAAUUAACGACUAAGAUGUCGGUCAGUACAUGUUAAGUUAAGGGAUACGCAAAUCUAGACGAAAAAUUGUACAGCAUCGAGCAUAGUAGACUUCCCCUUCCCGCAACUCACACUUCUUCCCAUAGGUGGCUAAGGGGAAACUGACGAAACUAAGGGUGGGCAUCCUUUGAGAGGGUGGUAGCAGGGUUAAUUUUGAACAACUUUUUCCUUUACCAAAAUGCUUGUUAAGGCUUAGUUUUUGAAUUAGUGAUGAAAAAUACUAGAACGCUCAUGAUGCGCAGGCGCAGCUGCGGGAGUGUCGGCUACAAACCGACGCGGUGUCGAGUAGUUGGUUCGCAGCUACGCUCGAGCGCGGUUCUCUCCAACACUCCCGCCGCUCUAGUUGGUUAGUGCUUUUCAUUAAUAAUUCAAAAACUAAGCAUUAACGAGCAUUUUGGUAAAGGAAAAAGUUGUUCAGAAUUACCCCAGCUACCACCCUCCUAAUGGGGGUGGCCAUCCACCACUUGCGUACAAAUGUUUAUGCUGAUGAACUUGAUUUGAUAUUUAUUUUAUUAAUCAUAUUUUUUAAUUAUAUAUUAAAUUUUAUAUUUAAUAAUUAAAAAUUAUAUUAUUGUGUUUCUAAAUCACUUUUAAUAUCAAUAUCGUCAAAAUUAGGAUUUUGAGGAUUCUUGCUUCCCCUAUAUCGUCAUUUUCCCUAUAGAAAUCUACUUUGCUCGGUACUGUACAAAUCUAUGGUUCUCAAUCGUUCAGUAUUAGGAGUACGUAAUCAGAAACGAAUUACUUAAAUCAAAACUGUAUGAUCUUGUUAAAAAUUCUACAUCGACUUUUUCAAUUAACUGUGUCUUAAUUAUAGAGAUGGUGGUAGUAAUAUGGAAUACUCAUUUUGGUUCAUGUUCUACAAAAUCUCAGAAUAAUUGAAAAUAUUUCAGUAAAGUUUCCAUAGCUGUAAUUAUUGUAUAUAGCUGAAAAUUGUGACGACCCAUAUUACUACCACCCCUCUUUCAUUAGCCUAAUGUACUUGAUUAUUUCUAUUAAUUUAAUCAAACGCGAAUUUAGUAAGUUAACGAUGUAAUUAUGUUCUCUCGGAAUUUAAUUGUUUAAAAAAUUUUAAUAUAGAAACGUUUAUGCGAUCAUGAAGGGGAGAAAAUUACAUACGAGUCGUAAAUUAUUCGACAAACUCGUUCGAAAUAUUGAAUAAAACUUUGUAAAUACAAGUGCCUUGAUUAUAUCUAUAAUGAACGUUUUUUUAUUACUUGUAUCUUCUGUAACAAUUUUUACGAAAU